This is a messenger RNA of Coturnix japonica (Japanese quail), 3168 nucleotides long. Its product is annotated as abhydrolase domain containing 12, lysophospholipase. Gene Ontology annotation, molecular function: monoacylglycerol lipase activity; phosphatidylcholine lysophospholipase A1 activity. Gene Ontology annotation, cellular component: endoplasmic reticulum membrane. Lineage: Eukaryota; Metazoa; Chordata; Aves; Galliformes; Phasianidae. Gene Ontology annotation, biological process: monoacylglycerol catabolic process; phosphatidylserine catabolic process. The record is from RefSeq and is a predicted model, not a curated record.
GAUUGGCGGGGGCGGGGCUGGGGUUGGGGCGAGCGCGGCGCCGGGCGAGCGGCGGCCGUGAGCGGAGCCGCCGUUGUCGUCCCACACGUCCCGGUCCGCCGUCGCCGCUCCCCCGCCCGCUAUGAGGAAGCGCAACGAGUCGGUCACGGUGGAGCAUGAGCGCGCCGCCGCCGCGCCCGCGCCUCUCGACAAGGGCUGCAGCCUGAGGCACAGCCUGCGUCUGCCCGCCGCCGACACGGGCAUGAAGCGACCGCUCGGCAGGCGACAUGGGUUAUGGUUCCGAUUGCGGAGGCUGAUAAUCUGGCUGCUGGGAGUGUACAUAGCCAUUCCAUUUCUAGUAAAACUUUGCCCUGCUAUUCAGGCGAAGCUGGUCUUCCUAAACUUUGUGAGGGUCCCAUAUUUCAUUGACUUGAAAAGACCACAAGAUCAGGGCUUAAACCACACCUGUAAUUAUUACCUUCAGCCAGAGGAGGAUGUAACCAUUGGAGUCUGGCAUACUGUCCCUGCAGCCUUAUGGAAGAAUGCCCGAGGGAAGGACCAGCUGUGGUUUGAAGAUGCUUUGGGUUCCAGCCAUCCUGUGAUCCUUUACUUGCACGGCAAUGCGGGAACAAGAGGAGGGGAUCACCGUGUGGAGCUUUAUAAGGUCCUCAGCUCCCUUGGGUACCACGUGGUCACGUUUGAUUAUCGAGGCUGGGGUGAUUCAAUAGGCAGCCCGUCGGAGAGGGGAAUGACCUACGAUGCCCUUCAUGUCUUUGACUGGAUAAAAGCAAGAAGUGGAGACAACCCUGUCUAUAUAUGGGGACACUCCUUGGGCACAGGGGUCGCAACAAACCUAGUGAGGCGCCUUUGUGAGAGAGAAACACCCCCUGAAGCGCUGAUACUGGAAUCUCCAUUCACCAACAUACGGGAGGAGGCGCGAAGUCAUCCCUUUUCUGUGAUCUACAGAUAUUUCCCAGGGUUUGACUGGUUCUUCCUUGACCCCAUCACGACAAGUGGAAUUAAAUUUGCAAAUGAUGAGAAUGUGAAGUACAUUUCCUGCUCCCUGCUCAUCCUUCACGCUGAGGAUGACCCGGUGGUACCGUUUCAUCUGGGAAAGAAGCUUUACAACAUCGCUGCGACGUCGCGGAGUUUCCGAGACUACAAGGUGCAGUUUGUCCCAUUCCACACAGACCUCGGCUAUCGGCACAAGUACAUCUACAGGAGUCCAGAGCUACCUCGAAUACUGCGGGAAUUCCUGGGAGUACCUGAACAUGAGCAUCAUCACUGAAGACUUGGCAGCACGGAGGUUUUCCUUUCUUUCCUUCCUCUCUCCUCAUUUUCCUCCCCUCUCCCUGUGGGUCAGUCUGCCAUUCUUCCAUCCCUGGCACUAGAGGAGAUCAGGAGUUCCCACUCUGGUCCUGAUGUGCACCCUUGGCAACUGCAGCUCCCGACAUCGGUACCCGUGAUGGUAGGAGGAGGAUAUGGUUGGAUGAUAGGAGGAGGAUGUGGUUGGCUUCUUUUAUUUGACAUGGAUGGAGGGAGUGACAGCAACCCAGGAGCUGGUAGCAAACAGUGAACAAAGGAAGCACAACAGUGCCUGGCCAGUCCUGAGUGGUGCUGCUGAGGACAGACAUGCCCUGGACGUGCGUCGUGACCAAGGGUGUUUCUUUCACUUCUAAAUGCUGCUGCUGGCUUUUGGAUCAUGCAGACACGUCUUUGUUGGCAAACAGCUUUAGCAGCAUCUCCAUACCACAGUUGUCUUGCUUGAGUUUGAGGUGUUUUCUUUCUAGGAAGUACAUGUUUUGCUUUCCCUUUUUGCUGAGUAGCUGUAGUUCCAAAUCCACUGACCAUCUGGGUGGUGAGAGGUGUUUUAUUUAGCUCUGCAGUCGCAUUGUGUUGCAAGCAUUGGGCAAAUCACACACAUUUCAGAAUUCAAGUGAAAGCUUUUUUUUCCCUCCUCUUCCUUUUUAAGCAUCUACUUAACAGAAAAGAUUAGUGCCCUUUUAUCUUAUCUUUAUCUUAUGCUUUCUUUCUUUUCCUGAACACUUCUGCUCCCAUCUCUACUCUCCUCAGCGCAGCUCCUCCCCUUCCUCACGUGCACUUUUUAAUAGCAUUGAAGUGGUUGCUGUAGAUAAACUACAAACUUUGGGCAUUAAACUGGAAAGCAUGAGGUUAUUUUGCCUGACUUUCCUCUUCCAAGAAUGUGGGUCCAGGGGGUGGGAGUGGAUGUGUUCUGAUGUGCUCCCUGUACCUACCCGGACAGAUAUUUGCUUGCUUUGGGAGGAAGGACUUUUUUAUCUUUUAAUUUUCCCCUAUUUCCUUUUUAAUUCCUUUGAUCAAGUUUUCCAGGACCUGGUGGUGCUGCUGUUCCUCUGUAGUUAAGGGCGGGCAGUGCUACGAUAUGUAGUUCUUGAUGCAAAAACAAGGCUGGGUUCCCUCCCCCUCUCUCCCUCCACCUGCCUUCUGCAUUCUGGGCACCACAGGCAAUUCCAGCAGCUGCUUUCUCAGCCCAUCUCAGUGCUGUGGGUGGAAAGAGAAGUGGAAAUGAGCCCUCAUCCACAGGGGACGUCCUUACCCUGUUUCAGGCUCCAACAGGGCCUCUUUUAUGCUGCUGCUGCACUGAGAGGGGAGAGGGUCAUCUGCAGGCUUGGCAGUUUCCCUCUGGGUCACUGUCAGGCUGCAGCCAAUUCCAGGUGCUGUAGGUGAGACGUGAGCGCUCAGAAGCAGAUUGUGCUGCCUGAGAAGGGUCCAUUCAGGGUUGUACAGCGUAGUAGAAACUGCUCGGCAUGCAUCCAGGUUAUACCUGCAGGCUCAUACUAGUUGCAAAGCAGACAGUAGCUUGUUCUUGUACUGAGAUUCUUCUGCUCUAACGUGGUUAUUCCUGAAGUUUCUGACCCAUGAUACUCAUAAGCUAACUGUGCCACUUAAAUUAUGUUUAAUGCACUUGUAUUUAUUGCACUGACAAGAGGAACACUUACUUGGCUCUGUAGAGAGGGACCCGUACAUUCCAGCUAACACUGCUGCUGGACUUGGGCUGCCCUGGGAUGUUGGUGAUCCCAGCACCUCCAUCCUUGUUCAGAGGCCAGUGAUAUGCUUGGAAAUUAGACCUGAAAUGUUAAUCUCAAAGUGGUGUAGUUUUAAUAAAGGCGUUGAUUGCUGACCAUUUCAGCAACUUGCUUCACCUGCUCA